Molecule: messenger RNA, 3075 nt
Organism: Physella acuta
Lineage: Eukaryota; Metazoa; Mollusca; Gastropoda; Physidae
Product: neuroendocrine convertase 2-like
Biological process (GO): protein processing
Cellular component (GO): trans-Golgi network; Golgi membrane
Molecular function (GO): serine-type endopeptidase activity
Source: RefSeq, a predicted model, not a curated record
ACAGGCAGUCGUGGAUCAAAGUGGUGUGUCAAUGUGUGAAAGUGUGGUGUUGUAUGUGAUUUGUUCUCGGGAUAGUUUGUAUUGUCAAAUGGAAUUAAUAUGACGUCGCGUUGAGACCAACACCUACCUAUUUAAGGACACUAAAAAAAAGUCUACUAUCAUUAAGUAGGGUCAUAAAUUAUGUAUUGGUAUUAGUCUGGUUAGCUCAGUUUAACCUUACCUUCGCUUGAGCCAACAUUCACAGUGAGGAUUUGAACUUUAGAUGACAGCAGAUUGAAGAUAUAGGCUAUAGCCCGGGCAAAACGCGACCUGUUGGUCAAAAUAACAAGAAAUUGUAAUUGGGUGACAUCAGACGUAGGCUUACUGUUAAAGCCAUGUUUGUUUCAAAACAAAUUAAAUAUUUCGUUUUUCAUUCAACAGUCGCCGAUCUUUUUAAGUUUAUAAAAUCCUAGUUUUCCCUUUUAAAACUUAUUUAUUGCGGCACACAACAGAGCAUCAAAGUAAGUGCGCUUAAUUUUAAACAAUACACCUAGUGCGCUGGGCCUAAACAUGAAAGUUGAGCGGCGAAAUGUAACGGAAUUGUCGCUCUUGAAAAUUAAAUUGAUUGUCUAGGCUUGGAACCAAGACAAUGCUGAAAGCUCCAGUCAGUUACCGCCCUGUCGUCCUACUUCUGUUAACUGUGAUCAGCCUUCCAGCAUCACCCUGGGAGCUUCCAGACAGCAGCCUGUCGCCUGGUUCCAGAGCUUUGUACCUGAACCAGUUCGCCGUUCAGCUGAGAACAGGAGGGCAUGACGUCGCCCUUCUCUUGGCCAGUCAGUAUGGAUUCACUCUUAGAGGGGAGCUCCCUAAUACCAAAGUGUUUAUCCUUGAACAUGACAAUGUACCGAGUAGAUCCAAACGAAGCGCGUCAUCCCAGUUACAAAAUCUAAGGGGCGAUACACGGGUCAAGCACGUGCAACAGAUGAUUCCCCUCAGUCGUCACAAAAGAAACGUUCUCAGCAGAGGUGAUGAAGCGUUACGUGACGUCAACUCGUCUGGCCAAGCAUUUAACGGGAAUAAAUUCAAUUUUUCUGAUCCCAAAUUUAAGAACAUGUGGUACCUGGUUAACGAAGGACAGGGCGGGGGUGAUAUAGGUCUGGAUUUGAAUGUGGGCGUGGUUUGGCAAAAUGGUUAUACUGGGAAGGGCGUGGUUGUUUGUAUACUGGACGACGGUAUUGAUCACACCCACCCUGACCUGACUAACAACUACGAUUCUAACGCCAGCACAGAUUUGAAUGACCUGACAGAUUCACGGAAUGACCCGAUGCCAGAUUUCUCAAACACGCAGAACAGCCACGGAACAAGGUGUGCUGGCGAAGUGGCCGCUGCAGCUAACAAUGGUGUGUGUGGUGUUGGCGUCGCCUAUGAUGCCAGGAUUGGUGGUGUUCGCGUUCUUGACGGUAUCAUCACGGACGCCCUAGAAGCCGAGGCACUGAGUUUCAAUAAGAAUUAUAUAGACAUUUAUAGCGCCUCCUGGGGGCCGAGUGACGAUGGGGCAACUAUGGAAGGGCCGAGACAUCUCGUCCUGGAAGCUCUUGCUGAUGGAGUAUUGAAUGGUCGGGGUGGGCGGGGUUCUAUUUUUGUGUGGGCGGCUGGCAACGGCGGCGAGCUGGCAGACGACUGUGGCGCUGAUGGCUACGUGUCGAGGCCAGAAACUCUGACAGUUGGGUCGGUCGACGGCUGGGGGAGAAGACCCUACUACAUGGAGAGAUGUGCUGCUAUUCUGGCCGUGGUUCCUACUGGAGGGGGAGACUACCCCAGUCAGGGAGACAGCCAUGUGAAAAAUAAUAUAAUCACAACAGAUUUGAACGGCGGAUGUAAUGAACUAUUUCAAGGAACUUCUGGUGCUGCCCCUUUAGCGGCUGGCUGUAUUGCCAAUAUCUUACAGGCAAAUCCUACCCUUACUUGGCGAGAUGUCCAGCAUAUCGUCGUGCGUGCUGCUCGGGUCCCUUCAGCAGACGGCAACUGGACAAUCAAUGGAGCGGGUCACCACGUCAGUCACAGUUUUGGGUUUGGGCUGAUGGACUGUGGUAGGAUGGUCCAGUUGGCCCAGUCAUGGACCCGUGUUCCGGAGCGUCGAAUGUACAACAUUACCAGUACAAAAUAUCACCUGCUGCCGGCAUAUGGCACACUCAGUGACGAGCUUGUGGUCACUACCUGUCAACCUGCUGAAACUUGUGUAGACACGGUGGAACAUGUCCAGGUUUAUGUGCGAAUGGCGAGCAGACGGAGGGGCGACCUUGAGAUAUCGCUCACGUCUCCCACAGGAACCAGGUCCAGGCUCCUGUCUCCACGGCCGAAUGACCGUUACAGUGGUCAGUGGGAGUUCACCUUCAUGACUGUCCACAACUGGGAUGAAGCGCCACAAGGACGUUGGCGGUUGGAAAUAAGGGAGAUAAAACACGAGUCACGACCUAGAUCUGAAUUAAACGAAGGAGUUCCACUCAGUAACCUCCAGGGGUGGAGUUUAAUUUUGUUCGGCACACAGACGAACAGCACGUCUGACAAAACUGGUUCGGCUACAUACCCGACAGAGCAAGACAUGCGCAAAGUCAAGGACAACGAGUUCUUAGCGCUGAAAAACACGCACGUGCUAGAAGCGAACGAAUCCAGUGCUUUCUACAGCAGAGGCACCACCACCAAAACAUUACACGCAGCGCAUCUAAAGCAGCAUAUCCCGUCAGGCAAUGAAAAGGCGAUCAAGAAAAGAAAAUUAGAGCCUCUACCCGCUCAUAGUUUUUCGCAAUCUGUCGAAAGCCGUGAAUUAGUAGAGGAAUUGAUACGUCUACUAGAGGAAUUAAAAAAUUGAAUGGCUAGGAGUAAAGAUGCUUUUACUUUAAUUUUCUGGUACAAAAAUAGCUUUAUUAAAGUUUAGCACACACUGAAUGUGGGAAAUGAGCCCUCUAUGUUUAGUUGGUCCCUCAGUAAGAUUAACCCCCAUUUUGUACCGGGAUAACUUUACAUUGUGUGACAUCAAGAGUAAGGAAUGUGGACCUUGUCUGUAUUAAUUAUUGAGGCAGGUUGCUCAUUUAGCAA